Molecule: messenger RNA, 3765 nt
Organism: Solea senegalensis (Senegalese sole)
Lineage: Eukaryota; Metazoa; Chordata; Actinopteri; Pleuronectiformes; Soleidae
Gene: ddx59
Product: DEAD (Asp-Glu-Ala-Asp) box polypeptide 59
Exons: 8
Coding region: 1680-3647 (655 amino acids)
Molecular function (GO): ATP binding; RNA helicase activity; nucleic acid binding
Source: RefSeq, a predicted model, not a curated record
GUUUAGUGGAAUGAAAAUAACAUAUGAGGAAGUGGGCCCCAGCGAUUAUAGGAACAUUUUGGGUCUGGCAUAAUGUCCCAUUGUAUCAAAGCAGGCAAAACUGGAUAGUUAAUCCUUAAACAUGUCAAGUUGCAACAGGGAGAGUGAACUGUAAGAAAAAAAAUCCUCUGUAACCUUGCAAGAAGUCUGUUUUUAUCGUUAAAAGUAAAACUAGGCCAAAGGACAUAUUCUGUACUAUUUGAACCAUUGUUUUUAGAAACAUUGGUUUUGUAGUCGCAGUGAAUCACUGCAUUACCAUAAUAUUGUACAGUGGUUGUGCAUGACAUUGAAAGGCCAAUGAUUUAUUUAACCCCGGACCAGGAAACUUCCACUGUACUGUACAUCUGAAAUCCUUGUCUUCAGUUGAAUAUUCCCUUGUGGCUGUUGUCCUGGAAACAAGUGCAUACAUGCACUGGUUACACGGCCCACUUUUGUCACAGUGACAACUUGCCUUUAAGACAAUUUAAGACAUGUGUCCUGACAACAGUCUCACAACAGUGAGUCUGGUUGGUACAGUUUUCAGUGAUCAGUCACUUUGUAUGAGUGUGAUGGAUUAGUCUUACACUUUGGCACCGGUGCCGUAAGAGUCACCUGAGAAAACACAGCUAACCUGGAUUCAAAACGAGCAACUGACAACUUGACGAGACAACGAUUUGAGUAUCAGAGCCUCAGAUAUAGUCAGCAAACUCACGUUAGUUCAUUAUGUACAGUGGGUACUAGUAAAAGACAGCAUAUGGGAAUGCUGAAAUUAAAACAUAACAUUGAAUUUGCAGCACCGUGGUGCAGCAAAUGCUACGUUUCCACACAUUAUGGCACUAUAGCAACAAAUCGGGUAUUCUGUGUAUGCGUGUAUCUAAGUUCUAAGCUCUUUAGUCCCUCUGUAGUCCGUACCCUUCAGUACCCAGCCGCCUGUACCACCCAGGAAUCAGACUGCCAAAUGUUUAUACUUGAGAAGCAGCUUUUCCAUGAGCUAAUCUUAUAAAUCAACCAUAAUGUUAAAGUGGUUUUCAAGAUCCACUGUGACGCAGCGUGCCACAGCUAAACAAAAGGAACAAGGAAGCCUAUAUACAUAUAUAUAUUUAUAUACGUAUAUAUAAAAACAAUGGCUUUUCUUUAUGCAGAAGAGGCUGUGAGCUUUGAGCGAGGGCACCUGGGGAAACAACGCGGCACGGAUACACGCCGGCGAGACGCCGAGUUUGUGCUAAAUCUAACAAUUAGCUGUCAGACUAAUAUCUGAAAGUGCAACAUCAGCUCUGUCAUGAAUUCUAAGUGUGACACGCCAUUAGUUUAAUGCUUCAUUUCCAGUACCUCUGAUCUGGCAACCCAGCAACAAACCCCAUUUAAUAACACACUGUUCGAGACGUUUUCAAUUGGCCUUCAUUAUGUCUGUCCAAACACUGUGAAACGUUAUCCUUGAGACACACACGCACUAACUAAUGCACAGACAUGUUGCUAUUACAGCGAACCCCGCACUGUGUUCUAACAACAACAUUAUCUUCUCCAGGCAAGAACACUUUUGAAAGGGCCAGGGGACUAAUGUACAUCCUCGGAGGCCACUCUGACUUCUCCAUCCUCUCCUCUGCUCCGCUGAACAGACUUGAGGAUAUUGAUUGAGAUCUGCUGUGGUCCAACGAGAUCGAAUGGCAACAAAGUCAGGUCAAUUAUCGCCAAACAGGAUGUUUAUGCCAAGAGCCCUGAAAGUGAAGAGACCUGUCCAAGGAUCAGGGCACAUUGUAAACAAGAAAAGCAAGAUUGAACAGAGUGAGAGAAAGGAUGCAAGUAUAUCAGAGACACAAGUUCAUAAGGACAAGGCAUAUGAAGAUUCAACAAUACAAGAUGAGACAAUACAAUCAGGAGGAGACUCUGCAACUUUGACAGAGAGCUCAGUAGUUGAAGAUGCACUGGAGUCUUCGUCCAGUAACUCAGGGGAGGAGGAGGAGGAGGAGGAAGAGGAAGAGGAAGAUGAACCGGUCAAGUCAUUUAAAAAGAGCCAGAGAUGGCCGGAGCCAGGGGAACCUGUCUGUGUGAUGUGUGGUCGUUAUGGCGAGUACAUUUGUGACCGCACUGACAAUGAUGUUUGCAGUCUUGAAUGCAAAGCUAGCCAUUUACAGCAAAUGGGAAUGGGGACUGGGCCUGAUGUGUUUAACCGCAAGGACGUAAAAGGAGAUGGAAGGACUCCUCAAACUCAACAGGCAUCAGUUGACAGAGGUGGGGUGUCUGCAAGCGAAGCAGAGUAUUCCUACAAGGAAGAUGCAUUCAUAUCAGAUUUAACAGAUGAACAGGUGCAGCGUGUUAAGCAGGAGCUAGGCAUUGAAACCCAGGGGACUGAUGUAAGGAGACCCAUCAUUGAGUUUGAACACUGUGGUUUCCCUGCCACUCUGAGGAGUAACCUGAAGAAGGCUGGCUAUGAAGCACCCACGCCGGUCCAGAUGCAGAUGGUGCCUGUUGGUCUCAGUGGCAGGGAUGUGAUUGCAAGCGCUGACACAGGCUCAGGGAAAACUGUUGCCUUUUUGCUGCCGGUGGUAGUGAGAGCACUGGAGAAACCAGCCCACAGUGCGCACAGCCCUGUAGCUCUGAUCCUGACUCCCACUAGAGAGCUAGCCAUUCAGAUAGAGAGACAGGCCAAGGAACUAGUCAUGUGUCUUCCCAACAUGAGAACUGCUCUACUGGUAGGCGGCAUGCCGCUUCCCCCACAGCUCCACCGCCUCAAAUCCAGCAUCAAAAUCAUCAUAGCCACACCUGGGCGACUCCUUGAGAUCUUGAGGCAGAAAGCAGUGACGCUAAACAAAGUGAAGGUUGUGGUGGUUGAUGAGGUGGACACUAUGUUGAAGAUGGGCUUCCAGCAGCAGGUGCUGGAGGUACUGGAACAAGUCCCUGAAGAACACCAGACUCUGCUGGCAUCGGCCACCAUCCCAACAGGAACAGAAGAGUUGGCUGCUCGACUUGUCCACGACCCUGUCCGUAUUGCUAUUGGAGAGAAGAACCAGCCGUGUGCCGAUGUGAGGCAGAUCCUGUUGUGGGUUGAAGAACCCUCAAAGAAGAAGAAGUUGUUUGAGAUUCUUAAUGACAGUAAGCUCUACCACCCCCCAGUGGUGGUGUUUGUGGACUGUAAACUGGGGGCUGAUCUGCUGUGUGAGGCAGUCUCUCAGGUGACUGGUCUCAAUACAGUGGCAAUACACUCUGACAAGAGCCAACUGGAACGCAACCGCAUCCUCAGAGGUCUGCUGGAUGGGGAGUUUGAGGUUGUGAUCAGUACAGGAGUGUUGGGCAGGGGACUAGACCUGGUAAAUGUAAGACUGGUGGUUAACUUUGACAUGCCCAACACAAUGGACGAGUACGUCCAUCAGGUGGGCAGAGCAGGUCGGCUGGGACACAGGGGAACAGCCAUUUCUCUUCUCAACAAUAACAACAAGCGCUUGUUCCUAGAGGUGGUGAACCGAGUCAGACCCACAGGGUCCAUUCUUCCCCCACAGCUACUAAACUCACCCCACCUCCAUGAGCAACAGAGAAGGCAAAAACAAAAGAUAAAGCUGGCUCAUGAGGACAUUCUGGUCACCAAGAACAACCUCUUAGACAUCAUAAGGAAACACCACCGUUCUAAGAAGUAGCAAUUUCCGCAAAUCUUUCCUGCAAUGGUGUCUAUUUAAUGAGGAAAUACUAAAUGUUUAUUUUGGAAAACAAUAAUUUUUUUCAAUAAAGUUUUGUUUUACAUUCUGUACAUGAAUA